Molecule: messenger RNA, 1557 nt
Organism: Aedes aegypti (yellow fever mosquito)
Lineage: Eukaryota; Metazoa; Arthropoda; Insecta; Diptera; Culicidae
Product: inactive hydroxysteroid dehydrogenase-like protein 1
Exons: 5
Coding region: 335-1306 (323 amino acids)
Molecular function (GO): oxidoreductase activity
Source: RefSeq, a predicted model, not a curated record
CCGAACUUAGUAUUCCACCACGUCUCGCCGAAGUAACAUCGUUCGAUUGUAACGCGCGCCCAAUAGAUCCACAGUGCUUCAGGUCGCGUGCGCGUCGCGUCGUGAGUCGUGCGCUUAGAUUUUAGGUCUUCUGAGAAGGAGUGAAGGGUUCAUAUGCGGGAGGGCGGCAAAACCAGCAAACAACUCGCUGACAUUGACUUCGCUUAGUAGAAGAGUUGCUGUUUGAGUGGCAUAUUAGAAGUGCUUGGUUAGAUUGUUGCAGCUGCUGUUUGAAGCCGCGAGGCUCUCUAAGUGGAUAGCUAUAUAGUGCCGAAGAAAUAGUGGUUUGCGAAGUAUGCUGCCCGUCUGGACCCUUGUGGUUCCAGCUCUGAUUGGCCUGUGGGCUCUCAGCUGUUGGUUGUAUGACAAUUUGAAAUCUCUGGUGCAGAUAGUGAUCGCUGUGCUAACUCCGUUCUUUGUCCCGGCCGAGAGCAAAACCCUGGUGGAAAGGUUCGGGAAAUGGGCCGUCAUUACCGGUAGCACCGAUGGCAUCGGCCGGCAGUAUGCCAUCCAGCUGGCUGCCCGAGGAGUCAACAUCGUUCUCAUCUCACGGACUGUUGAGAAGCUAAUGGCCGUAGCGAACGAGAUCGAGCAGAAGCACCAGGUCAAAACCAAGUGGAUAGCGGCCGAUUUCAGCCAAGGUCGCCCGAUCUAUGACAAACUUCGACGAGAGCUGGACGGUAUCCCGGUGGGGAUUUUGGUGAACAACGUUGGAACCAACUUGGAUUACCCGGACGACCUGGACCGUGUUCCAGAGGACAAACUGUGGGAUGUGAUUCACAUUAACAUUGCUGCUGCGACGAUGCUCACAAGGAUAGUGCUUCCGGGCAUGAAGCAACGCCGUCAGGGAGCGAUCGUGAACAUCUCCUCGGGGAGCGAACUACAACCGUUGCCAUACAUGACCACCUAUGCCGCUUCCAAGGCCUACAUUCGAAACUUCACCCUGGCGAUGCAGUACGAGCUGGAACCGUUCGGCAUAACGUGCCAACUGGUCAGUCCACUAUUUGUGACGACCAAGAUGAACAACUUUUCCUCCACCCUGAUGAAGGGUGGCCUCUUCAUUCCGGAUGCCGAAUCGUACGCCAAGUAUGCCGUCUUCACGCUGGGGAAAACGAAACAAACCACCGGCUACUGGUCCCACGGAAUCCAGUACUGCCUGAUCCGAUUGUCGCCAGAAUGGGUCCGAACCUUGAUCGGAGGCAUGAUGAAUAAGUCGUUCCGGGAGGAGUACUACUCGCAAAGCAAGGCCUCUGCUAAGGCUCACUAGGGGACACGCGUAAUCCCAUUGCGCAACAAGAUGUAUAGUAUUGUUUGUGGAAACAUUGCAUUUGUAUACUUCUAGGCUACCUGUUACCGAUCUUAGCUCUUAGAACAGGAUUCCCUAGGGAAUUCACGCAAUAGUCAUAACCGACCGUUACUAUUUCGAUUAAACUAGCAUAAGACUGAUCACACAGCUAUUGACGAAGCAUGACAUGUCAAUCAAUGAAGAAAAUACAUUUGAAAUGAAACGUGAAGACA